AGAAUGGACAGGGGAAAUUGUUUCUCAGUGACUGAAUUCAUUUUCACAGGAAUUGCCAUUAACCCUGGGAUGAUGAGCACCCUAUUUGCUAUGUUUCUACUUGUUUAUCUCAUUAAUCUUCUGGCGAAUCUUGGAAUGAUCUUCUUAAUUAGAGUGGAUCCCAAGCUUCACACACCAAUGUACUUUUUCCUCAGCCACCUCUCCUUCUGUGACCUCUGCUACUCCACAGAGAUUGGACCCAAGAUGCUGGUCGACAUAUUUGCCAGAAAUAAAUCAAUUUCCUUCCUUGGCUGUGCUGUGCAGUUCUUGGUCUUUUGUAUCUUUGCAGAUUCUGAGUGUCUACUGCUGGCAGUGAUGGCCUUUGACUGGUACAAGGCCAUCAGUAACCCCUUGCUGUAUACAGUCAACAUGUCUAGCAGAGUUUGCUAUCUACUCAUGGCUGGAGUUUACCUUGUUGGGCUAGGAGAUGCUUUGAUACACACAACAUUAACAUUUCACUUAUGUUUCUGUGGGUCUAAUGAGGUUAAUCAUUUCUUUUGCGAUGUCCCUCCUCUCCUGUUACUGUCUUGCUCUGACACACAGGUCAAUGAGUUAGCGAUAUUCACCAUUUUGGGUUUUAUUGAACUGAGUACCUUUUCCGGAGUCCUGGUCUCUUAUUGCUACAUCAUCUCAUCUGUCUUAAAGAUCCGCUCUGCUGAGGGGAGGCUCAAAGCUUUCUCCACCUGUGCCUCCCACCUAACUGCAGUUGCAGUAUUCCAGGGAACUAUGCUCUUCAUGUAUUUUCGACCAAGUUCUUCCUACUCUCUAGAUCAGGACAAAAUGAGCUCACUGUUUUACACCCUUGUGAUUCCCAUGUUGAACCCUCCGAUUUAUAGCCUCCGGAACAAAGAUGUGAAAGAGACCCUGCAAAAACUGAAAAAUAAAGGUGGACUUAAGUAA
This is a messenger RNA of Sciurus carolinensis (gray squirrel), 939 nucleotides long. RefSeq names its product olfactory receptor 5W2-like. Gene Ontology annotation, cellular component: membrane. Gene Ontology annotation, molecular function: G protein-coupled receptor activity; odorant binding; olfactory receptor activity. The transcript has a single exon. Gene Ontology annotation, biological process: G protein-coupled receptor signaling pathway; sensory perception of smell. The record is from RefSeq and is a predicted model, not a curated record. The coding region runs from base 4 to 939 and encodes 311 amino acids. NCBI's taxonomy places the organism in Eukaryota, Metazoa, Chordata, Mammalia, Rodentia, Sciuridae.